AAUUACACGGCUUGUCAGAAGGGCUCAGAGGGCUGGUUACAAGGCAAUAGUCCUCACUGCUGAAACUCCAAGGCUCGGGCGCAGGGACGCUGAUAUCAAGAACAGGUUUACUAUGCCACCAAGUUUGACAUUGAAAAACUUCAAAAAUUUGGAUCUUGGAAAGAUUGAUGAGACCAAUGAUUCUGGAUUAGCAUCAUUUGUUGCUGGACUAUUUGCCCACUCUCUCAGCUGGAAGGGAUCUGUCAUUCGCUUUUCAGUAUUAAAAGCACCUCGCUUGGAUGUACUGAAGAUUUCUAUGAGUCCACCACAAGAAAUAGCAGAUGGAGUUUCAAUAUGGGAAUGGUACAGUUUCAUGUGGUACUUUCAAAAGAGUCAGGCACUGAUUACUGAGAAUAUUUCUGACAGUGGUGCUUCAGAAACUAGACUUGUGAAACCGUCCUUUUGGUCUCAUAAACCUGUGGAACAUGAAUAUGCUGGGGGGAAGCAAAUCAUGUUCUCCGACCUUUUUCCAUACUUGAUAGCAUCCAACUAUACCCAAAGUUCCAUAUCCCCCAACAUAAGAAGAUCAAGUGCUGCUUGUCAUGGAAUUGUGAUGAGCUCCUACUCUUGUCAAAGUGAAGCUUGAAGAAGACAAGAAAGAAGCUUUGCCUUAUUUGUUUCUCACAGCCAUGUUUAAUGGAUCAUUAUGAAUAAUUGAUCCAUUCCAUUUUGUAGCCAAAUUGUUUUGUAGUAGGUGAAUUGGGGUUUUAUUUUGUCCAUUUUGUAAACUGUUAAGGAUGAUGAUUUCAGAUAAAAUACCUCAAUAUUCAAAUCA
Messenger RNA from Rosa chinensis, 814 nucleotides. RefSeq lists its product as uncharacterized. The record is from RefSeq and is a predicted model, not a curated record. NCBI's taxonomy places the organism in Eukaryota, Viridiplantae, Streptophyta, Magnoliopsida, Rosales, Rosaceae. The transcript is spliced from 6 exons. The coding region runs from base 113 to 625 and encodes 170 amino acids.